Molecule: messenger RNA, 1903 nt
Organism: Thrips palmi
Lineage: Eukaryota; Metazoa; Arthropoda; Insecta; Thysanoptera; Thripidae
Gene: RanBP3
Product: ran-binding protein 3
Exons: 13
Coding region: 137-1657 (506 amino acids)
Biological process (GO): protein export from nucleus
Cellular component (GO): nuclear pore; cytoplasm
Molecular function (GO): GTPase activator activity
Source: RefSeq, a predicted model, not a curated record
UCGGAACACGGUAACAGAACAGUGCCGUGACAUUUUCCCACGAUCAUGAGGAAUCGCGCGUUCGGAUCACAGGUGUUUGGUAUGAGAAAUUACUCUUGCGGUGAGCGUCAAAAAGCAAAAAAGUACGGUUAGCAUCAUGGCCGACAAGCCGAACGAUUUGCCUAAUGAAGAGUCUCCUUCUGUGCCUGCAAUAAAAGUGGAUCUUGUUCCUGAAGUAAAACCUUUAGGUGUCCCUGAAUCUAAUGUAGAAAAAUCAGAAAGCGAGCCCAAACAACCGAGGCAUCGCAAGUUUGUCUCAUCCGCACCAUUACUUGGACCUGCAGGACCCUCUACAAAUAAAUAUUUCUCAUCCUUUGGUUCCAAUAUGAGUGGAGACAAGCCAUCCUCUUCAUUUGGGGCCUCACCUCUUCGGGCUUCAUUUCUUCGCCCUCCUCAGCUGGCAAGUCCAGAAAAGUUUGGGUCUGCCCCAGAUGUGAGUGAAAACAGCUCCAAGUAUUCGUUUGCUCUCAAACCAGCUCGCCUAAACAAUCCAUUUGCAAAAGCAACUGAAAAUGAGGAAGCUACAGAGGAGGCAGCAGUACCGUCCUCAAGUGAAGAGAAGCCCUCCGCUUCUGCAGCCCAAGUAUCCCAACCUACAUCAUCCCAACUCAAGUUUGUUCCCUUGGGUAGUCCUUUACCACCUUCGUCACCCAGAGUUACACCAGCUCCGCCACCACAGUCAGCUACUGCUUCUGCUGCCACUGGAUUUGUCUUUGGCCAGAACUUACAUGAGAGAGUUUCUGACACAGCUAAUGUGGAAUCUUCAGGAGAGAAGAAGGACGUUCCUGAAGCAGUUAAUAAUGGUGCUUCCAGCUCAAGCUUGUUAGGAACCAACGGCACCACAGAGAACCUUUUCACAUCUGUAUUAAAGAAGGAACAAGGUGAAAAAAGCAAUGAUAGUGGAGGGGAGGGGAGUGCUGAACGUCCAAGCAAAUCUCUCAGUGAAGCAGCUAAGGAAUACGAAGAAUCAAGAGCUGUCAAACGAAAAUACGAAGAGGUUGCUGUUGUGACAGGAGAAGAGGAUGAGUUAAAUAUUCUGCAGAUCAACUGUAAGCUCUUUGCCUUUGACAAAGUAAAAUCUUCAUGGGUAGAAAGAGGUAGGGGAAACCUUCGGCUUAAUGACAAAGAGACAGGAUCAGGUCAAAAGCAGUCAAGAGUCAUCAUGCGCACAGCAGGCAGCUAUCGUGUAGUCCUGAAUACCAAGUUGUGGCCAGGCAUGGUUGUAGAGAAAGUCAGCAGUAAAAGUGUUCGUCUCACAGCUAUGGAUGCGGUCAGUGGAGAAGUGCUGGUUUUCCUUGUUAUGGCUGGUGCAAAAGAUGCAGACUAUCUUUUUAACUACUUAGAAUCAAGAGUUACCACUCUCAAAGCAUCAUGUGCGGACAAUGUGUCAAGCCAUUUAGAUGCAUCUCGCAAAAACAAUGUUAGUGGAAAUGCAACAGAAAAUGAAGAACUCGGGGACAAUCAAGCCAAGAAAAGAGCAGUUGAAGGUACUCCUGAAGAGCUUGAAACUAAUCACAACUCAAAGUCAGAUGCUGAAAACAAUGACACUCAGGACACAGGUGGAAAUGAGGACUCUUGCUUAGGAAAGAAUUCAGGUGACAACUCAACAAUGUCAUGAGUGGCCAAAGCACACUGGGGGCUUAAUAAGUGUACUUCAUCUGUGUUUGUUUCUUAACAUCUGGUAAUGCUCAAAUAUUAUUUGUAUCCAUCACUUCUCCAUGGUAAUAUAUGGGCUAUGUCAUGUUCAAUCAAUCACUUCUUCUGACAAAGAUUAUAUAAUGUAUUCCGCAAAACAUGUCAUGGGAACAAAUGCUGUAAUCACAUUUUAAAAAUCAAAAAUAACAAAAAAAAAAAAAAAAAAAAA